GGCCGGCAGGUGAGAUCAGCUCCGUGCACGCACUGACCAGCGUGCGGCUCAGCAUGGUGCACGGCUGACCUGAAUCACACUUGUGUAGUCGGUGUGCGGCUGCAGGGGCAGAUGUGACUCACACAACCCAGCCCUCAGUAGAUUACUGGAAGUGAUGCUCAUCCCAUCAGCCAGUAGGAAUAGUUCAAAUGUCCAGGGAAUCCAGAGAGUGGCUGACGCUCCUGUCCGUCACUUUGUGGAACGGGCAGUCGUCUUCUGUCACCUGAGUGAAGCUGAAGUGCAGCAGAUCAGUGACCUGCAGCAGAACGGACGGAGGAGCCAGACACGAGACUCGGUGGUGAAUGAGUUUUCAGAGGUUUAAACCCUACAGAGCUACAGAGGAACCAUCACCUGCUCCAUCUCUGGCGUUAGAACAACAUCAUGGAGUGCACUCACGCCACCUCACACCUCUACAUCAGCAAGAGGAGCUGUGUGAGUCCUCCCUUCUCUUUGUUCAGGGGCCCGUCUCCCCCCUCUAAAGCCCCUCUCAGCUCCCAUCGACUGGGCUCCAACUGGGAGGAGGAAGAGGGUCCGGCUGGAAAUGUGAGGGCAGGUCAAGCAGACAAAGCGCUGGAUGACUCCUCCGAGGUCCGCUGGCUGACAGAGUUGUUACCGCUGUGUGUGGAGUGUCAGACUUUCAUGAGCAUGGGGAACCAACAGGGCACUUCAGCAAAAUCCCCAUGGAUCCAGAUCCCUCGGGAGAGAAGGAAGAGAGCGGAGGGGAUAGUUAACGCAGGCACCCUUCACCAUAACGUGAAGAUGUCCCCCGGGUCGCCUCGGGUGCCCUCGAAGCUAAAGAGGCUGAGGAAGCCUCAGACGUCGAGCUCCCCUACGUUUGGAGAGUGGGACUUCAAGGUGGACAGGCCCAUCAGGAGAAAGGGAGUUUCUGUAAAAGACAAGGAGAACCAAAGUGCUCGGACACAGGAGAUAAAGCCAGUGUGGAGAUUGAAGCCGCCCGAUGCCGCAUCUGAAAAGGUUUCUAGAUCUAAUGCUAAAAAAGCUCCUCUCUCUCACAAGAGGGAUUUACCCAGAAAGGAUGAAUGUGCAUUUCCUGACUCGGACACUGACAACUCGGAAUAUGACAACGAGACGUACUCAGCGUACAUCACUCAGCCUCGUCUCGACUCCAAUAGAGGGACAGAGGAGAGAACCAGAAACACAGCAAAGGCCCAGACCACCCAGUCAGCAAGUCAGACCCAUGAGGACAGGAAGGCAGAGGUCGGGGAGGUGAAGUCCCCUCAGCGGUGGUUUGAAGAGCUGGGGAAGAGGGCUGCAGCACGGCGGGUGAUGGGCAAAAUCGAGGAAGUUGAGGGAAUCAUACGAAGGGUGAGUCUCACUAGCUCGGACUGGAUCAAAGAGGGCAGUGACGGCGAUGAACCCCAGUUCAUUCCCGAUGGAAGCAAUGGUGACGACCAUCUGCAACAAAGAUGCAGGGCUGAAUUCACGUCUGAUUCCCUGAGUGAGACACAGAACUUGGGUCGCGCUGCAGACAAGCCUCUGCCGGUGGAAGAACUCCGAGUCCUGUGUGAAGCUCUGAGCCAGAGCCUCCAUCAGGCUCUGAGGAUGGAGGGAGCGAAGGCAGAUAUCGAAGAUCUCAUAGAGGACAAACAGUGUGAGAAGAAUUCAAAGGGAUCGAAAAGGAAGAAUCGACCAUCGCAUCUUUACAAGUGUUCAAACAAUUCUUCACGGCCUCCUUCAGCUGGUAGAGAAACUUCCCCUGUACGGUCACCAUCCCUGUCUGCGCUCCUGGAUGUUUCUCCACCAACAUCCAGCAGCUUUGACGUCAUGUCCCCGAUUCUGUCCCCUUUGUUUUCGUCCUCUCUGCCUCUGAACCUGACUGAUCAGCGUGAGGAAGACAUGUUUCAGAGUCACACAGUGCAGACAAAAUCAGGAGAAGACAGUUUAUUCUCCGGAGACUGUGGAGGUGCCAAGGAAAAGGGUGAGAGGAAUCCAAAGAGGAAGUGGUCAUGGUCGAGCCUCGGGCUGAGUGAAGAGAUUCAGAUUCAGACAGACGGACGCACCAAUGAGACAGAGGACAACCACGAUUCAUCCUCAGACGAAGCUCUACAGAGGCUGGAGGAGAUCUGGCAGCAGGAGGUGGAAGACUCUCUCUCCUUCAGUCGGUUCCUCUCUCAUCCGUCCAGACCCAAACACAUCGACUUCCUACGCAUCACCGCUGCCGAGGACGACAUCGCUGAUACACCCACAGCCACACCUCUCCCCCCGGAGUUCAGGUCAGAGGCUUCCACGCCGGGGGAGGGAGAGGAACGGACUCCUGGUCGUUUACAAGCCGUCUGGCCGCCAGUCAAGGAGGAGAAAGUCGGGCUCAAGUACACUGAAGCAGAGCAUCAGGCGGCUCUGCUGCAGCUGAAGAGAGAAUGCAAAGAGGAGCUGGAGAACUUACAGGAGGAGUUCGGUCGGCAGCUUUCCAGACUACGGGUGGACAACGAGGACAGCGUCGCCCGUCUGGAGUUCACUGUGGCCGAGCUGCAGGACAAACUCUCCCAGGCUGGGAGCCACUGCAGAGGGGAGGUCCGAGACGUCGCUGUGUCCACUGGAGACGACUGUUUACAAAAAUCUUUCCGCACCGUCUGCGUCCAGACGGACAGAGAGACCUUCGUCAAAACCCCGGAGGAUGGAGAGGGCGCAGGGAGGACAGGGACGAGUCCCCGGCCGCAGAAGGUGACCCCCAGAAAGCUGGACCUGGCCUCCAUCAGCCUGAGCCUGGCCGGUCAACAGGACGACACAGCGCCCCCUGGGCCUCCAUCCCAGACUCUGCCUGCUCCUGGAGCCACGGUCCCUCAAACAGAACAACCACCAGCCCCUGCUGAGGCAACGUUAACCAACAAAACACACAAUCUCCUUCCUCCUCCUCCUCCUCCUCCACCACCGCCUCCUCCAUCCAUGCCAGGCUUAGCCCCCACCUCCUCCUCCUCCACCACCACCGCCGCCUCCUCCAUCCAUGCCAGGCUUAGCCCCCCCACCUCCUCCUCCACCACCACCACCACCACCACCACCACCUCCAUCCAUGCCAGGCUUAGCCCCCCACCUCCUCCUCCUCCACCACCACCAUCCAUGCCAGGCCUAGCCCCCCCACCUCCUCCUCCUCCAGGUGGAGGUUUCUUUGUGGAUAAACCUCCCAGGAAAGAAGCGGUGGAGCUGUCCAGACCCAUGAAGCCUCUUUACUGGACCAGGAUCCAGAUGCAGGACAACAACAUCGACACACUGUGGAACCUUUUAGAAGAACCAAACAUAAUCAACGCCAGCGAGUUUGAGGAUCUCUUUGCCAAAAGCACCACACAGACCAAGAGGAAGCCGCUGUCUGAGGCGUAUGAGAAGAAAGCCAAAUCCAGGAAGAUCAUUAAGCUGCUGGACGGUAAGCGCUCUCAGGCCGUGGGCAUCCUCAUAUCAAGCCUCCACCUGGAGAUGAAAGACAUUCAACAAGCUGUGCUGACUGUGGACCACUCUGUUGUGGACCUGGAGACCAUUGAAGCUCUGUAUGAAAACAGAGCUCAGCCCGAGGAGCUGGAGAAGAUCAAGAAACACUACGAGAUGUCAGAGGAGGAGAAAGUCAAACUCCUGGACAAACCCGAACAGUUCCUGUACGAGCUGUCUCAGAUCCCAGACUUUGCAGGAAGAGCUCACUGCAUCAUCUUCCAGGCGGCGUUCAUCGACACGAUCGGGUCCGUCCAACGCAAGCUCAGCAUAGUCUCCUCUGUCUGCAAGGCCCUGGUGGAGAGUAACGACGUGCGGGAGAUGAUGGGACUGGUGCUGGCUCUGGGGAACCACAUGAACGGGGGCAGCAGGACCAGGGGUCAGGCUGACGGCUUCGGCCUGGAGAUCCUCCCUAAACUCAAGGACGUGAAGAGCAGAGACAAUCGCAUCAGCCUGGUGGACUAUGUGGUGUCAUACUACCUCCACAAUGUGGACAAGAACGCCGGCACAGACAGGAGCAUGUUCCCCCUCCCUGAACCCCAGGACGUCUUCCUGGCGGCACAGGUCAGGUUCGAUGACCUCAACAGGGACCUGAGGCAGCUCGGACGAGAUCUCACAAGAUGUGAGAACAAUGUGAAGGAGGUUUGCUCCGAAUCACCUGAAGAGCAUCUGCAGCCGUUCAAAGACAAGAUGGAGGCCUUUGUUCUCAGUGCACGAAAGGAACAUGCAGAAACCUCCUAUCAGAUGGUGACUGUGCAAAAAAGUUUUCAGGACUUGGUUCUGUACUUCGGACUGAAGCCGAAGACCGGAGAGAAGGACGUGACUGCCGCUCAUUUCUUCAUGCUCUGGUUUGAGUUCUGUGGCGACUUCAAGGUCAGGUGGAAGAAGGAGAAUAAGACGAUCUCUAACGAGAGGUUAAAGGAGGCUCAGCUCUCGGUGAAGCGAAUCACUGCGGAGAAAAAAGUGGAAACGAGGAAGAUCAACGCCAACAGCCUGAAACAUCGACUGCGUCAGAAAGAAGGCAGCAUGUCUUCAACUUGAGAGACGUCCCCUCUAACAUCACGUCAGCCACACAACCAGCUCCUGCUUGGAUCAGACUGGACAUUAUCGUCUCAGACACCGAUAUCCGUGUUGAUUUAAUUUGUGUGUAUGUUUGUUUACAGACUCAAUUUGCCUGAUAUUCUUACAUUUCCAAGAACAUACUGAAGAUGUGUUGAAAUUUAAAGAGACUGAAACAAUCGUUUGUGCAAUACGAUAGAUUUACCUGUGUACAUUACGUAAUUUUGCAGUAAUUCUUAUAUGUAUAGUCAAGAAUCUUUUACUGCAUUUUUUUCCACAAAUAAAAAAAAUCACUGAUCAGAAAUGAGGUGAUGUAUCAGCUGGGAAA
Molecule: messenger RNA, 4861 nt
Organism: Hippoglossus stenolepis (Pacific halibut)
Lineage: Eukaryota; Metazoa; Chordata; Actinopteri; Pleuronectiformes; Pleuronectidae
Gene: fmn1
Product: formin 1
Exons: 20
Coding region: 421-4515 (1364 amino acids)
Biological process (GO): actin nucleation
Cellular component (GO): endoplasmic reticulum membrane; actin filament; nucleus
Molecular function (GO): microtubule binding
Source: RefSeq, a predicted model, not a curated record